GUUUUCCAGAAGGGCGCAUCUUGUGUGCGCUAUAAAUACUCGGACUCAGCUUUCAGGAGUUCAGUCUAGCGGUGCUUUCUACAGCGCACUAACUCCUCAUCUCCGCAGCCACACACACACAACACACAACAUGUCUCUGGAACGUCAAGUCCGCGCUAAGUUGGCUUCCAAGCGCAGCCCCGAGCAGGAGAAGGAAGCCCAGGAGUGGAUCGAAGCCAUCCUUGGCGCUAAAUUCCCCCCUGGUGAACUCUUCGAGGAUGUCAUCAAGGACGGCACCGUCCUCUGCCAGCUCAUCAACAAGAUCAAGCCUGGUUCCAUUGCCAAGAUCAACACCUCCGGCGGACAAUUCAAGAUGAUGGAGAACAUCACCAACUUCCAGGCGGCCAUUAAGGCGUACGGUGUCCCCGACAUCGACGUGUUCCAGACCGUCGACCUGUGGGAGAAGAAGGACAUCGCCCAGGUCACCAACACACUGUUCGCCCUCGGCCGUGAGACCUACAGGCACGCUGAAUGGAGCGGCCCCUACCUGGGACCCAAGCCCUCUGAGGAGUGCAAGCGCGACUUCUCCGACGAGGUCCUGAACGCCGGUAAGACCGUGAUCGGUCUCCAGGCUGGCUCCAACAAGGGCGCCACCCAGGCCGGCCAAAACAUGGGCGCUGGCCGCAAGAUCUUGCUCGGCAAGUGAGCACCUCGCCUCCAUCCAGUGAUAUUAUUUAUAAGAUAUUUUUGUACAAAACUGAGAAGUAUGGACGCUUAUGUGAGACUGUUAGCCUUAUGAAUCUAGUCAAGCGUGAUGUGGAAUAUAAUCUGCUGUAAUGUAGCAAUGUAGUACCUUGCAAACUUUCCAUACCUUGGGUUCAUGAUAUACACUCCAUGUAGCGCCAAAAUGAUUUUGUACAUAAGUGCCUAGUAUUUAAGAUACAUUAUUUAUUUCCAUUUUAUUAUAUGGUUUUAUAAUAAAAUACAAAACUAAA
Messenger RNA from Helicoverpa armigera (cotton bollworm), 974 nucleotides. It is a transcript of the gene Mp20, whose product is annotated as muscle-specific protein 20. Lineage: Eukaryota; Metazoa; Arthropoda; Insecta; Lepidoptera; Noctuidae. The record is from RefSeq and is a predicted model, not a curated record. Gene Ontology annotation, cellular component: actin cytoskeleton. The transcript is spliced from 4 exons. Gene Ontology annotation, molecular function: actin filament binding. Gene Ontology annotation, biological process: actin filament organization. Bases 131 to 685 code for a protein of 184 amino acids.